AUGGGCAUUGACGAGUUCUGCGAGGGCAUUCCUGAGCUGUUCGGGCAAGCAACCGCCUUCAGCAUGCUCAAAGCCAAGAAGAAGGCAGAGAAAGCCGAGAAGCAGCUCCGGCGGCUCAAGGACAAGUUGGGACGGGUCCUGAGAAUCUGUUCGUAUCCAUCCCUUGUCCCCAGCAGAACACUGCGUCAAAUUCUUGUAUCACUUGUCGCUGGAGUCCCGUUCCUCCGAAAAAACUCUGAGCACUGA
This is a messenger RNA of Symbiodinium necroappetens, 246 nucleotides long. The record is from the annotation of a GenBank genome assembly. NCBI's taxonomy places the organism in Eukaryota, Dinophyceae, Suessiales, Symbiodiniaceae.